CUGAGCAGAUGUAGCAUCCGUUCAUAUAAUAAUUUACAUUUUUUGUUUUUAUUUUAAAGGAAAAAAAACCCCAAAACUAACGUAGUUGCCAUAAUAUAACUAGAGCGAAUGAACCAUUAUAAGCAAAACUAUUCAACUUUAUCUUUUUUAGGGCAGUACAACUCGCUGACCAGCCUCAGCUUGUCUAUUCUGAAAGUAUGUGGGGUUAAGCUAACGCAUAACAUUACUUGGCUAAUAGGAAGUUGGGAGUGAAGAGACAUGCAGCCCACUAUGGAGUAACGUAAUGCUUGUGAACUAGCAGUUUAGUCAAGCAAAUUCUUUGCAACUAGCGCCUAAAGCUUGUACCAUUAGUUUGGAAGCCAGUUGUAGAGGAAGGUCUGUUUGGUGGCUAAUGCGGGCGGAGUUAGCUUUAGCAAAAAAAGAGCAUUGCCUUUGGAGAGUCAGCUGACAGCCUCUGUAAGCUGCCAACAGACCAGUGAUGGAUCAACUGAAAGUGAAGGAUCGCAUAUUGGAAAACAUCUCCCUGUCCGUCAAGAAGUUGCAGAGUUACUUUGCAGCUUGUGAGGAUGAAACUCCAGCGAUCCGGAAUCAUGACCGGGUCCUUCAGCGUCUCUGUGAACAUCUUGACCAUGCUCUACUAUAUGGGCUGCAGGACAUCUCAUCGGGCUACUGGGUCCUGGUCCUUCACUUCACCAGAAGAGAGGCUGUUCGGCAGAUAGAUGAGCUUCAGCACAUAGCAACCAACCUUGGUCGAAGUCGUGCAUGGUUAUACCUGGCAUUAAGUGAGAGUUCUUUAGAGAGCUAUUUGCGACUUUUCCAAGAGAACCAAGGGUUGUUGCAGAAGUAUUAUUUUAAGAACGCACUAGUCUGCAGUCAUGACCACCUCACGCUUUUUCUCACACUGGUGUCUGGCCUCGAGUUCAUUCGCUUUGAUUUGGAACUGGAUGUGCCCUAUCUAGAUGUGGCUCCAUACAUGCCUGAGUACUACAAACCACAUAACCUGCUGGACUUUGAAGAAAGGCUACCCAGUUCAGACAGCCUUUCCCUACACUCCUUCACCUCCCUCACCUCCACCAACUUGGAGUGGGAUGACAGUGCCAUUGCUCCCUCCAGUGAAGAUUAUGAUUUUGGUGACAUCUUCCCCGUGUUGCAGUCAUUGCCAAGUGCAGACUGGGAAGAGGGUGAUUUGACUGAUCAGGCCAGCUGCCCACGAUCCAGUGGGUCUGAUCCUCAGACGGUCAUCAGUGACACGGUACUGCUUUCCUGCACAGUGAAGGGGAAGGUGGCGGCUCAUCUUUCUCCACACAGCCCCACAUCCAGGCACAACCCCUUCAACGAGGACUCGGACACAAAUACCUCAGCAGAUGUCACACCAGUUCAUGUUGCCAGCCGCCACAAUUCCACCACCAUUGGAGAUGAGACAGAGAUGUACAGCAGUGAGCUUGAGGUUAUCAGGAUGGCUAAACGAAGGAAGCCAGCCAAGAAACGACGAGGGAAGGGAUCCACUGAUUCCAGCAGCAGCAUCCAUAACUCCGUCUCCUCAGAGCAUAUGGAGGUGGACUACAGCACCCUCACCUCAGAGGAUGGAGAUUCAAUAAGCUACACGGCUGUGCAGCUGGACAGUGAGCAAGACCUAAGAAGCAAUAUCGGAUCAGGGGUUGUGGAGGAAGGGGUAGAAGGUCUCCUGCGACUCCCAGAAAUGGCAGACACUUCCAUGGACAGUGUUGGCCAACCCCUCCGUGAUGUCAUGGAUCGGCUUAAUGGGACUUGGGAGCACCCAGAAGAUGAUGAGAAGAAAAACACUGAAGGCUACAAUCAGACUUCAGAGCCUCCCACACAGCAGCCCUUUCGAGAGGAUUCAGAGGGCAAGCCACCUGAUCCAGCUCCAGGAGAUGGGUCUAGCCCCACUCUGGCCAAAGGCUCCGACCUCUUGCAGACCUCUUCUGUGUCUGCAGACUUAUGCUGCUUUACCACCAUCAGUCCAGACUUUGCUCACACGAGUGGUGGCCACAAUGACUCUACAGAGCAUAGCCAGUCACAGACUCUUUCAAGUAGCCUUGAAGAUGAGGGAGAAGCAAAAGCGCCAGCAGAACAAAAACCCAACAUGAAGGAAGAGAACAUACAAGAAGGAGAAAACCACAAAAUGAUAUUUACUGCUGAGGAGGCAAAAAAUGACGGGGAGACGCUUAGUCCCUCUGAAAGUUCUCAUCCUGCAGAGUUUAAGGUGGACAACAAUCACUUGCUUCUUCUGAUGAUUCACGUAUUCAGAGAGAAUGAGGAGCAGCUAUUUAAGAUGGUGAGGAUGAGCACAGGACACAUGGAGGGAGACCUGCAGCCCCUUUAUCUGCUGCUGACUGACUGUUACAUUUAUUUACUCAGAAAAGGUGCUGCAGAAAAGCCCUACACAGUAGAAGAUGCUGUUUCUUAUAACGAGCUGGACUAUCUCUCUGUUGGCCUUGAUCAGCAAGCUGUGACACUGGUUUGCACCAACAGACGAAGGAAAUUCCUGUUGGACACAGCUGAUGCUUCUCUGACUUUUUGGUUCCUGUCUGUCCUCAAGUCAGCCAUGGUUCAAGGUUGCCGUGAGCCUCCCUAUCCUUCAGUCCUGACAGAUGCAACCAUGGAAAAGCUGUCUCUCACCAAGUUUGUCGCCCAGGAGUCUCAUUGUGAGGUUUCGGAAGUUUCUAUACAACUUUACUCAUUGAUUCACUGGGAGGAUCCUAUGGACAUGACUUUGUCUCCCCACGGAGGCACACCAACCUCUGGAGCACCGUCCAGCACAAAAGAAGGGACUCUGCAGUACAGAUCUGGAACCACAUACCUCGGUAAAGAGCAAUGGAAGAGCUGCUACCUUGUUCUCAGUAAUGGGAUUUUGUACCUGUAUGCAGAAAGAACAGAUGUGACUCCUCUGUUGUCUAUAACCAUGGGAGGAGAGCACUGUGGAGGCUGCCGUCGCUCGAACAGCACAGAGCGUUCACACGCCUUCCAAGUCAUCCUGACAGAGCGCCCCCCACUGGUGCUCUGUGCCAACAAUGAGCAGGACAUGGCUGAUUGGAUGCAGCUGCUCUGCCAGUCUGUCUCUAAGGGGGUUAUCCCUGCUGGCGUGGCCCCCACACCAUGUAUUCCAUGUUGCCUGGUGAUGACUGACAAAAAGCUUCUAACUUGCCAUCAGGACUGUCAGACAAGUUUUUUCCGUUCGCUGGGCAGUGCUGAUAUCUGUGAUGUAACUACAGUCAGCCUGGAGCCCGACAAAGAGUACUGUGUAAUUGAGUUUGCAGCAGAUCGAGCCCAGUUCCUCCCUCCUUGGGUCUUGUACUUCAGCGGAUGUGAAGAGAAAGAUCGACUUCUGCAGGCAUUAGACAAAGCAUGGAAAGCCAUCUUUCAGGUUGACCUUCCCCACAGAGAAAUGUUGGAUCCAUUGGUGCAGAAGCGCUGCGGUGAGGCCCUCGAGCUGAUGAAGAGCGCUUGGCAGAGAGCUGACAGUCUGGCUCGAGGUAGAGCCCAACGUGAACCCUGGUGCUGACGGAUACACAUGCACCUUUAUAUGCGUGUACCCACUGAGAAGACAGCGUUAUCUAAACGGUUCGAUACCGUUUCAGGAUGAAGUUUUGAGAAAAGUUUUAGGUGUAACAGUUUGAGCUUCUCAGUUAGUUGAUUAACCAAUCAGUUGUUAAGGGCGGCUUGAAAUUAACCUCAGAGUCAGAAAUGUUUUAGUUUUUUUUUUCUUUUUUUUAAUCAGAAAAACCUUCUGAAGUUGCAAUGCAUGUUAAAAAUGAGACACAGUCUUCCAGCAGGUUGACUGUAUUUUAUCAGCACAUGGUAAAAUGUUAAUCCUUUUAUUAGAAAUUCUUCAGAAUUGGACACAUGCACAAAAAAUCUGUUGAAUCAUAGAAAUGGAUUAUUACAUAACUAACUAAAAGUGGGCAGCAGGUGUUGAACUUCACCGUGUAGUUUACAGAAGAAGCUGAGUGGGAAAGAAGACAAACACCAGUGUAAGACAACAAGUUCACACCCUUUACCUUGCGCACAAAGAACAAAAUCAGUAACAUCUGCUGCUCUCACACAACCGCAUGAAGAUAAGGUCCCUUUUUGCUGACUUAAUGGUUGAAAAUGUUCUAAUGAACCUUAACUGUGGUGUAAAUGUAGUGCAACAGUACAACCCUGUACAGGAUCAGUGCAUCAUCACUGACAGCUGAGUAUGUGUCUGAUAUUCAGAUUAGUUUUUUCUAAGGGCACAUACCUCUCCACUGAUUUAUUCUCACAUACACAUUGUACAGAUGCUUGUGAGAAUGGAGAUCUGAAGUUUAUGUGGCUGUUUUACACAAGCACUCCAGAUAAAAUGCUUAUGCCUGUAAUUUCUAUCUGAAAUCCUGCGUUAUCAGUUGAAAUGUCGCUGAGAAAAAAGGAUAAUAUCAGGAAGUGCAACAGAUUUGCCUUUUCUCCACUUUGUAGAAACAAAUGGAUGUUUCCAUGCAGACUUGCACAAUUUUUUUUGUUGUUUUUUGCUUUUGGUCUUUUUUUAAAUUUGUACUACUUAUGGUUUUAACUUAAAAUAAUUUUUUUCUUUCCUUCCAGAAGUAGAGGGAACAGUUGUUGCCAAAAUAAUUACAUAGUUUUGGUAUAGUCUGCAUUUGCAGAUGUCUGCUUCCCCUAAAAUGUGGGUAAGUGUUAAGGUAAAUAUUGAAGUCCUUUACAAACUGAGCUGCAUGUUGUCUUGGCUUCUCAUUUUUCUGUUGCAUCAAUGCUGGUGGCAUCACACCAUACACUAAGGUCUAUCUACUCCUCUAUUUAAGCACAUUACUUUUUGCAUUAGUCAUUUUUAAUGUUGUAGGACCAUAUCGGAAGUUCAUGAAUUCACUGCUCUUUAAGCCUAGAGCCUUUUACUGAAUGCCCGGCAUAUCACCUGAUAUUAAAGCUUUGAAGAGAACGAGAAUGGCAGGACUCUAAACUAAAGCUUUUUAGUCUCCUUAAUUGACAAUAUAUAGUAAUGCAUGCAAAACAAUCUGAAACAUUAACCAUUAUUAGACUACUGCUGCCUGUUAGUGGCAGUGUUUAAUGGCUGGCAUUACAAGAUAAGUAUGAGUUUUCUUUUGCAAGGACAAUGAGGCCUUUUUAAAUUGAAAUAGAAGACUUUUGGACUAAAUAAAAGGUUUUUACUUUUUAGUAGAUGCCCUAUACUGCAGUUCAGCUGAUUGUGAGAUCUUGCACAAUCAUAAGUUUCUGAUGUAAUUCUUGGUCCUUUGAAUGACGUGCCACUGAGUAUUCUCUAUGUAUGCUGUUAA
Melanotaenia boesemani (Boeseman's rainbowfish) is the source of this 5282-nucleotide messenger RNA. It is a transcript of the gene plekhm2, whose product is annotated as pleckstrin homology domain containing, family M (with RUN domain) member 2. Bases 479 to 3523 code for a protein of 1014 amino acids. Lineage: Eukaryota; Metazoa; Chordata; Actinopteri; Atheriniformes; Melanotaeniidae. Gene Ontology annotation, cellular component: endosome membrane. The transcript has 20 exons. The record is from RefSeq and is a predicted model, not a curated record. Gene Ontology annotation, molecular function: kinesin binding. Gene Ontology annotation, biological process: Golgi organization; regulation of protein localization; lysosome localization.